This is a messenger RNA of Oldenlandia corymbosa var. corymbosa, 2685 nucleotides long. The record is from the annotation of a GenBank genome assembly. NCBI's taxonomy places the organism in Eukaryota, Viridiplantae, Streptophyta, Magnoliopsida, Gentianales, Rubiaceae.
AUUUUGGCAAAACACCACCGAAAUGGCAUCAUCCUAAAAAUUUUCCCUACAUCGUAAAACAGUGUCAAUUUUAUCAUUAAGGGCUUAAUCAAAUCUCCUCUCUCCUUGAUGAUGAUGUUAAAAAUUCAAAACUUUAAAAACCAAAACGCGGUUGGGCGGUGCCGUGGACUACGACUUCCCCCCUCCGUACCGGCCCAACCCAAAAAACCUCAUCAUCCGCCGCACUCAUCCGUCUUGUAUCUCCUCCUAGACCGUGUCAAUAAUAAACCACACCAAAAAACGGCCCGCCUUCUUCUCUUUUUAUCAUUUUCUGCCGCCCCCAAAAUAAUGCCACUUUUUUUUUUUUUUCUUUUGAAGAAAUGGUUGCUAAGGUGCGCCAGCCUCUCCACCCCGUGGCGCACGUUAGCCUCCUCCCCACCACACCACCCUUAGCGGUGGCCACUUAUCUCAUCUUUCUAGAUCCUCCAACUCAGCCGCAAUCCCACAACCCCUUUUAUACCUACCCUUUCUUUACGCCAUUCAUUCCAUUAUGACCCUUCAACCACCACCAUCUCCGCCGCCGCUCCUCUCUCUUCCCCAUUUUUCUAUCCAGGCUUUGUUUUAUCUUCACCACCAUCUCCGCCACCGUUGACCGUCGUCAUCGUCAUGGCUUCCCUCUCUCCCCAGGACAACUCUGGCUCUCCCCUCCUCGACCGCCCGCCGGAUGUCACCAUCGCCACCGCCGCCGCCUCUCGCCGCCUCCCUCCGCCGUGCUGGUCCCACGAGGAGACCAUCGCUCUCAUCGAUGCUUACCGGGACAAGUGGUACUCCCUCCGCCGCGGCAACCUCCGUGCCGUUCACUGGCAGGAGGUCGCCGACGAUGUCGCCGCCAGGUGCCCCAUCGGGACGCCCAAGACGGCCGUCCAGUGCCGUCACAAGAUGGAGAAGCUCCGGAAACGCUACCGUGGGGAGAUCCAACGCGCCGCCCCGUACGGCGGAUCUAAGAGCAACCGCUAUUGCUCCGCCUGGGUCCACUUUAAGCGCAUGGAUGCAAUGGAAAAGGGACCCAACGCAGCUGCUGCUGCCGAGCCGGAGGAGGAGGAAGAAGAUCCUGAAGAUUCUCAUGUCAAGAGAAUUGGGGAUAUCUAUAAGAACAAUACCGAGAGUUUUUUGAAUAGCAACAGCAACCGGAGCAGCUUUCCCGGGGGCAUGGUUAACGGCAAUUCUGGGUUUCGGAUUCGGAUCCCUGGAAUUCGAAGCGUCGGGGCCGACUCCGGAAAUUUAUAUACUAAAUUUGAAGAUGUGGGUGCCCAAAUCCCAAACCCUAGUUUCAACCCGGCUGUGAAUUACGUGCCUAAUAAAAUAUCGAGGGAUGGGUUUGCUAGAAAAACUGAUAUGGGAAAAAGGGUUCUUGGAGGAGAAGGGCAAAAGGGGGACCCUGUGUCCGAUGUGGUCGCGGCUAUUCGUGUUUUAGGGGAUGGGUUUGUGAGGAUGGAGAAAAUGAAGAUGGAUAUGGCUCGGCAAGUGGAGGAAAUGAGAAUGGAAAUGGAGAUUAAGAGGACCGAAAUGAUUCUUGAUUCGCAGCAGAGGAUUGUGGAUGCGUUUGCUAAAGGUAUUGCAGAGAGGAGAUUCAAAAGGUUGAAGAGAGUGCAGAACUCCGAGAGUUAGAACAUGGGAGGAAAUUGAAUUGGGGCUUUGGUGGAAUCCUUUUUAUAAGGUCUUCGGUGGAUCAAGGAAAGCUCGAGACUCUGAUCAUUUUUGCAACCAGUUUUUGCUAAUCGAUGCAGAGAUAUGGCCUCGUUCAUAGUCUAUGUAAGUGUAGGCGUUAGAAUUGCAUAUUAAGUUAGAUGGAUGAGUGUUAGAUUACUCUGUUCAGCAGUAGACCUUUUAGGACUUGGAAAAAAACAUAGCGGUAGCUAUUUAUGUAGCCUUCUUCUGAAGUAGCGCUUAGUUGUUGCCAAUGUAAUCUAAGAUGUUUUGUCAAUGCAAGGCAUGGGGACAUAAUCAGUUGCUAAAAUUACUUGCUUUUGAGCCAACAAGAUUUCUUUAGUUUUCUGGUACAUGCUUGAAUAGUUGCUGAAGAGUGGUUAGUAUUGGUUGUGGAUGUCAAGUAUAAUAACAAGGCAGGAGUGUUCGGAUAAGUGGAGAUCAUGAGUUUAAAGCUGGUUGUGGAAAAACUUCUCCUGUGAUUGCAUGUUUUCAGACUUGUUUAUGGAAAGUUUCUGUAAGGCAACAGUGACUUUGUUGUUUGACAUUAGGGAAAUCUUCUCGACUUCAUGUGUUGUUGUAUUAGUUCUGAAAUAUCAUUUUCAGUUCCUUGCUUCUGCAUCUCCCGUUUCGAUGUUUUUUGGGGAGGGGGUGGUCAUUUAUCUAGAGGCUUUGUUUGUUUGGAUAUGUAGGUGUUUAGUUUCAUCUAGAGGGAUUAGGAACUUGCAUUACCUUUUUUGUUUUAUUUAAGGAGUUUCAGGAACCUACAUCUCCUUGUUUUCAUUAGGAUAAAAGUCCAUGAAUAGGGAGUAUCCCAUUGAUUUGAAUACAUAGCUAUCGUUGUUGGUGCUAGGUUUGGAAAUUUGCUUGUGAUAAGCAAGCUGCCAUCCCUUCUUGUCUUUGUUUCAUUCCUUCAUAAUCUGUUGCCAUUGUGCCAUUGAAUCUUGAUAUAACUGUGCUGGUCAGGUAUGCUGUGUAUGUACAUCACAGCAAGACGGU